AUGACAGAAGAAUCUCAGUGCUGCUGCAUUAAAGGUAAAACCCUGUGUCACAUGUUUGAGUGGUUCCUCAAACUCCAACCAGAGGAAGUCCUCAGAGACCAGAGGAAGUCCUCAGAGACCAGAGGAAGACCUCACAGAGCAGAGGAAGUCCUCACAGAGCAGAGGAAGUCCUCACAGACCAGAGGAAGUCCUCACAGAGCAGAGGAAGUCCUCACAGAGCAGAGGAAGUCCUCACAGAGCAGAGGAAGUCCUCACAGAACAGAGGAAGUCCUCAGAGACCAGAGGAAGUCAAACAUCUCUGUGGUCUUCACCUCAGUGUUGUGUUCUCUGAGGAUGAGUCUGUGA
Messenger RNA from Knipowitschia caucasica, 345 nucleotides. The record is from the annotation of a GenBank genome assembly. Lineage: Eukaryota; Metazoa; Chordata; Actinopteri; Gobiiformes; Gobiidae.